Molecule: messenger RNA, 3589 nt
Organism: Spodoptera litura
Lineage: Eukaryota; Metazoa; Arthropoda; Insecta; Lepidoptera; Noctuidae
Product: irregular chiasm C-roughest protein
Biological process (GO): cell-cell adhesion
Cellular component (GO): plasma membrane; cell-cell junction
Molecular function (GO): cell adhesion molecule binding
Source: RefSeq, a predicted model, not a curated record
GCCACAGCGGACGUCUGCGUGACGUUUUGACGUUUCCCGCCAUUGCCUUUCGCGUUUCCAAUCCAACCUUUUAACUCCCAAUGAAUUAUUUUACGAAUAAAGACUUUGUUUGUGCCAAAAAAAGUUUAAAUUAAAUAUUGAACGCUACUGCGGAUAAUGUGAAAUUGUUUUUAAUUAAAAUUUUGGAACCUUUUUUGACAUUUCAUUGUUAAUCGUGUGUUUCGUGACUUUUCGUGUUUUUUUCUAAAUAAACAAUUGUAGGUUUUUUUUUGUUUUGUUUUGUUUGUUUUCGGGAUUGUUUUGUUGUUGCGUUUGUUUUCCGUGUUCUGUGUGUUUCGAGGAUUCUGUUGACAGGAUUCUGUUAUUUGACUUGUGUGUGACUUUGUGACUAUUUUUACGUUUUGGAUUGUGAAUAAAAGUUUCGACUAUUUAUUCAUGAAUGAAAGAUAAAAUGUUUAACAAGAAUUCCUGAAAAAUCAACACAAAUGUACAGAAAAACGGAUAUCAGUCAUCAAUAUGCUUCACACAUAUAACGAUGGCGGUACAACACAAAGAGACAUUUGAAAACGGAACGCCAUUAAUAUCCUUGCGCGUACGCAGGGCUGAUUCCAAAUUCAAAUAUAGCACGGAAAGGCGCCGGAAAUGGGCUCGGCCGGAUGUCGGCGUUUGCUUCCUGUCGUUCUUCGUUUUGAUUGUCGGUUGCCAUGGUUACCAAGAACAGAGAUUUGCCAUGGAACCACAAGAUCAGAGUGCCAUAGUCGGUUCGCGAGUGACUCUGCCAUGCCGUGUGGAGAACAAAGUGGGGCAUCUACAAUGGACCAAGGACGACUUCGGGCUGGGGACCAACCGCAACCUGAGCGGAUACGAACGGUACUCCAUGAUUGGGAGCGACGAAGAAGGAGACUACUCUCUAGAUAUCAGGGAUGUCAGUCUAGAAGAUGACGGAUUAUAUCAGUGCCAAGUUAGCUCCGGGCUAAACAAUGAGCCAGCGAUUCGCUCCCGCUACGCUCAGCUCACAGUUCUGGUCGCUCCUGAAGCACCCAGGAUAUUAAGAGGAGCCUUCAUAGAUGCGACUGAAGACCAGCCAGUGGAAAUCGAGUGUGUCUCUUCAGGAGGAAAGCCUGCUGCUGAGAUCACAUGGCUGGAUGGAAACCAGCAAGUUAUUAAGAAGCCAGUCAAAAGUACAGUCGAACUGUUACCUGAUGGCCAGCGAUAUAUAACAAGGUCGGUGUUGCGGUUAACCCCAACGAAGGGUCACCACAAUCAAACUAUUACGUGUCAAGCACAGAACACAGCAGACAGAGCUCCUAGGAUGGCCACUGUACAUAUAGAGGUCAAAUACAUACCAAAAGUGAACAUAUCAAUCAGCUCCGGAGCUAAUAGGGGCAAGAUACCUGAAGGGUCGGAGCUGAGAGUCCGGUGUGAUGUGGAUGCAAACCCUCCUGCUCAGUUCUACCGGUGGUAUAUCAACAAUAACCCUGUGAUAGGGGAUUAUGCUGAUGAGAUGAUCAUCUUCAAUGUGACUCGAAAGCACCACAAAGCACAAGUCAGGUGUGAAGUCAGCAAUUCCGUUGGAAAAAGUGAUGGGAAUAUCACCCUGGAAGUUACCUACCCACCAACCUUCAGAACGAGGCCACAGAACGUGGAGACUGACAUUGGCUCCAGUGUGGUACUGAGCUGCGAUGUGGAUGGCCAGCCUCAGCCGGAGAUCAGGUGGCUAUUCCACGAACCUGGACGGAUAGGGCAGGUCAAAGGAAAGGCUCCCAACUUGAAGGUCUACGUGAAUGCGGAGACAGCUGGACGGUACAUCUGCAAGGUCAUCGAGGAAGGUUACCCUGAGAUUGAAAGUGAAGCUACCAUCUUCAUUAAGAGUGCUCCAAAUAUCCUAUCAAACCGAACUCAGUUUGGUAUGGAGGGAGAAAGUGUGAGGAUAGAAUGUGCUGCACGAUCAGUUCCGAAGCCUGAUGAUAUCAGAUGGUACUUUGAGGGACGGGAGAUCAGUGUUAUCCAGGAUCCGGACUACGCGACCUUGGAGGAGACCUUACCAGAUGGUGUGAUUAAGUCCAGCCUGGUGAUCAGAGCCAGUCAGUCCAGACACUAUGGGCAGUACAACUGCAGCGUGACUAAUGAGUAUGGAAACGCCAAUGCUGCUAUCAUGCUGAAGCCUUUGAAAACCCUACCACUAUACAUAAUCCUGAUCGGCGUGACAUCUGGCAUCGUAAUAUUCUCUGCCUUCAUCAUUCUGGUCGUGGUCUGCCAUCGCAGGAGACGGAAGAAGGGCCAGAUGAAUGAGAAACCAGAUGUGACUGUAACAACUGGAGAUGUUUAUAAUAAGGAGAGUGAUAGGAGCUCUAAUAUCAGUGAUCUUAAGCUGCAGCUGCCUCAAAGUGAUGGGAGCUAUGAAUUGGACUACACAAGCUCCGAUCGUUCAGACAGCAAGCUGCAUGCAGGUCUACCAUUAGCUGGACCUGUGCCUCUCCCCAACCUUCGACAUGAUGAUCCUCUGAUGCAGUUCCGAUAUAGCAACGAUUACUCCGAUCCAACGUACAGUGAUCCUUAUUUUAAGAGCCCCGCGGGGUACGUGUACGACUACCCACAAGGGUACGCCCCUCCCCCCCACCUCCGCGUACAGUCACCCCCCCUCGAGCCUCCUAGUAGAUCAUUACAAGGUUCAUUGACGCGCAGCAUCGACACGGCGUCAACGCUUCCAUUGUCAACAGGCAAUGGCUCGCAAAAUAACACGUUACAACGAACGACCAAGUCUUCAGAUGAAACGGACGCAAUUAAUAGUCUGGGACUUCCAGUCGGUGACGCGUCCCCGACACCAAUAUACGCCCAGCCGAACACAAAACCUCAACCUAAUGUUGAUUUGAGGUACUCUGCUACGUAUGGGAACCCGUAUUUGAGGAAUAGCAAUAUGGGUUACAGCAGCCAAGUGCACACAGCGAAGCCAGCGUCUACACCAGCACCGCCGCCCUACUCGGCAGUUAGAAACUCUGCCGUUAUGCCUACAGGUAAUGGCAGUCACCCUGCUCAAGGCACCCACGUAUAGCCGAGGUAUAUCGUAAGACUAGUGUAAAAUGGACUCUUGAAAAAUCAGCUGAAAAACGCUGAAAGUGUAUCAUACUAUGUUCCUGAAUUUUUAUAUGACUGAGGUGUAUAUACGAUAGAAAAAGUCUGAAGGCUUGUUUAUUAAUUUUAAUAAAAUGCAUCGAAGAAUGAAUUUAUUUUGUAGAAUGAGUGCAAAAGAGAUCUUUAAACACAGAGAUUUCAAGUAUUAUAAUGAUAAUUUACUCUGAAAAGUGAAUUUAUUUUCAGCAAAAUAUUAAAUUAUUAAUACUUCUGUGUUGCUCUUUUGCAUUCACUUUCGUACUUCGAAUUAUAAUGACUUGAAUAAUUUAUUGGAUUUCGAAAAUAAUGAAAUAUUUCGACUGUCUCUGUAUUAAUUAUUUUGCGUUAAAGCGUCAAAAUAAUUGGAUAAUAUAAUUAUGAUUGUACUGUGCAAUUCUAUUGCUUCGUGUUUUGUAUAAAAUUAAAUGAAAUAUAUAUUUUUGUAAAUACAAUGAAUAGUUAAAUGCAUGAAAAUAAU